This is a messenger RNA of Onthophagus taurus, 2271 nucleotides long. Its product is annotated as proton-coupled amino acid transporter-like protein CG1139. The record is from RefSeq and is a predicted model, not a curated record. Gene Ontology annotation, biological process: amino acid transmembrane transport. Gene Ontology annotation, cellular component: vacuolar membrane. NCBI's taxonomy places the organism in Eukaryota, Metazoa, Arthropoda, Insecta, Coleoptera, Scarabaeidae. Gene Ontology annotation, molecular function: L-amino acid transmembrane transporter activity.
UCUCAGUACAACUUCCAACGUUGUACCGUUGGGAUGUGUUCACUGUUCAUCCUUAGAAAUAUAUCUAAAUAGUUAAAAAUUAAUUAAAAAAUAGUUUUUAAGUUGCUAGCAACUGGUUUUUUAUAAACUAAAAAAAUUUUUUUAGUUACAUAACUGGUGGUCGAAUGAGAUGGCAUAAGUGUCCUCCUGAUGUAACUCCUUGGCAACGUUCGCCACACAUGUGAUAGUUCAACAUAAGUGAGAUAGUGUAGGCAGUUUCGAAAAGGUUACCUCGCGAAGGACUACAUUUAUCAACGUUUUUUUUUAUUUCAAUUGAAGAAAGAAACAAUGGCAAAGGAGUCAUUAAAACUCGAGCCCUUGGGAAAAAAGUACAAUGAAGAAGCGGGACCCGGGAGUCCAGCGUUGGCUGGAGAUGAGUUUUACGAUCCCCAUUUGCACCGUAACGCCCCCGCUCCAACAACGAAUACGGAGACCAUGAUCCAUCUUUUAAAAGGUAGUUUAGGAACUGGUAUUCUAGCUAUGCCUUAUGCCUUUAAAAACUCGGGGUUGAUAAAUGGUUUUGUAUUUACAAUAAUAAUCGGAUUCAUAUGUACAUAUUGUCUACACGUCCUGGUUAACGCUCAAUAUGUUCUUUGCAAACGAAUUAAAGUUCCAAUGCUAACAUAUCCUGAAUCUAUGAAGUUAGCUUUAGAAACCGGUCCACCGUGCCUUCGGCCUUUUGCGAAAUAUUCGCCGUAUCUAGUCGACGUCUUCUUGGUUCUUUACCAACUAGGUAUAUGUUGCGUAUAUGUACUUUUCGUCGCAAAAAAUUUAAAAGACGUCUGUGAUGAGCUAACCGGCUCCGAUCUUAGCCUGAACAUAUACAUGCUCAUCCUAUUGAUACCGUUCAUUUUAAUCAAUUCGAUAAGAAAUCUUAAACUUCUCGCACCGUUUUCAAUCCUCGCCAAUAUCAUCACGUUUGCUUCCUUUGGAGUGGUCCUAUAUUAUAUAUUCGAGGAUCUUCCUCCAAUUUCCAAUGUACCCACAUUUAGUACAUUGUAUAAAUUCCCAUUAUUUUUUGGAACGACGCUUUUUGCGCUAGAAGCUGUUGGUGUGGUUAUAGCUGUUGAAAACAACAUGAAAACGCCAAAGUCAUUCGGCGGUUAUUGUGGCGUUCUUAAUAUGUCAAUGGUUGUUAUCGUACUUUUGUAUGUUGGUUUGGGUUUCCUUGGUUAUUGGAGAUAUGGAGAAAAUUCAGCGGAUUCUAUAACACUUAAUUUCCCAAAAGAAGACAUUCCUGCUAAAGCUGUAAAACUUCUUUAUUCACUCGCUAUAUUUAUUUCUUAUGGUUUACAAGGGUACGUACCAGUUCAAAUUAUGUGGGACACAUACAUAGUAAAACAUUUAGAAAACAGCAGCCACCAAUUGCUUUGGGAAUAUGUUUUAAGAAUAAUUGCUGUGAUUAUUUCAUUUGUACUCGCUGCAACAAUACCUCUUCUAGCUUUAUUCAUUGCUCUCUUUGGUUCUUUCUGCCUUUCAGCUUUAGGAAUAGCUUUUCCAGCCAUAAUGGAAAUAUGCGUUAAUUACUCAGAUAAACUCAGUGGCUUAAAUCUUACGAAAAAUGUUGCUUUGAUUAUUUUCGGCCUCGUAGGUCUUUUGGCUGGUAGUUACAGUUGCCUCUCUGAAAUUAUCAUAGAAUUGAGCAAAGGAAGUUAACUCAGAGCUUCCAUAAUCAACUAUACAUAGCUCUGUUACGCGUUCAGUUAGUAUUAUGUACCUUAUUUUAUAUUAUUCGUUCAUGUAGACAAGAUUUCAAAAAAUUAGUUUAUUGAUAAAUAAAUUAACAGGCUUUUUUUAGUCGAUUCUUUCUUAUCAUACUUUGUAAUAUUAUCUUAUUCAAAUAUUUUAUUUGUAUGUACUUUUACGUUUAAUGUUAUCAUUCAUAAAGACUGUUUCAAAUAUAUAGAAGUUUUGUUUAUAUAUUAAAUGGAAUCAAUCGAAUUUAAUUAAUAAUCGAAUUAAUUUGUUGAUUUAGUUUAUCGUUUUGUUUGUUUUAUGGAGCAAUAAAAUAUUAAAUUGUUUUUGCGUUAUUUAUUUACCGCAAUUUGUUUCAUCUAAGUAAUUAUCCGUUUUUCUGUUUUCUUUUUAAAUUUAUCGGAAUGAUCCAGAUAUCAAAAAUAACAUUAUUUAGGUUAGUUAGCUUAAUUUAUCUCAUGAUGUAACAUAUCCAAUCUAUUAUGUAAGUAAUUAAAAUAUAGAUGACCUAAUAAACGUCUUGAAAUAUCAGCCUGA